CUUCCCGAUCGACUUCGUUGCGGGAUCGGUGUAGGGAACCACCGAAAAGUGGCUUCAUGACACUGCUGUCCGAUUUGUUGGCUUAAAUGAUUUUGAUCUCUCGGCGGUUAAAGUUAAUCGUGUGUGAGCUGUGAAGCGUGAUACCUCUGUUCUGCAUUAAGUAUACCCUUAAAAAAAUGAUGCUUCGGUAUUCAACCGUUGCUGCCGUGGUGGCACUGAUGAUUUCAGCGACGUAUGCACAGGACGAUCUGGAUUCACUGUUCGAGUCGGUUUUCAACAAUCCAGAUAACAACAACAACAAUAACCCAUCUGCGGUGACGUCAGCUCCACCACCUCCCGUAGCUCCGCCACAAGCGCCAGUACAGGCGGCAGGACCAGCCCCAGCUGGACCAGUUUAUACCUGCAAAGGAACCUGCGUUCCGUACUAUCUGUGCAAUGAUAAUCAAAUUAUCACCGACGGAACGGGGAUCAUCGAUAUUCGUGUUGGCGAGGACACAAAUGUUGAAAACGAAUGCGCCAACUAUCUGGACACCUGUUGCGAGAAGGAACAAGUACUGGUGGAGCCCCCUCCAACAUACACUCCAGCGCCACCGGUAGUGACCAGCAAAGUCUCGUGUGGUCUCCGCAAUGCCGAUGGGCUUGGUUUCCGAAUCACCGGCAACAAGAACGGUGAGUCGGAGUACGGUGAAUUCCCCUGGAUGGUCGCCGUGCUGCGCGAGGAUAAAGUGAUGGAUUCUACGCUGAAUGUUUACGAGUGCGGUGGUUCGCUGAUUGCGCCCAACGUUAUUCUCACCGCUGCUCACUGCGUUGCCAACAAACAGCAGGACACUUUGCUGGUUCGCGCCGGCGAAUGGGACACUCAAACUAGGAACGAACUGUAUCCGCAUAGUGAUCGACGCGUGCGUGAAGUUAUUAUCCAUGAACGUUUCAACAAGGGAGCCCUGUUCAACGAUGUGGCACUGCUGAUCCUGGAUCAGCCAUUCGAGUUCGCUGAAAACAUUCAGCCCGUUUGCUUGCCGCCAAGGAACCAUAUCUUCGAUAACAACAGAUGUUUCGCCUCAGGAUGGGGUAAGAAUAUUUUCGGAAAGGAAGGAAAGUACCAAGUUAUCUUGAAGAAGGUUGAACUACCGGUUGUUCCCCAUCAGUCAUGCCAGUCAUCUAUGCGUACCACCAGAUUGGGACUGCGUUUCAUUCUGGAUAAAAGCUUCGUUUGCGCAGGAGGUGAAGUCGGGCAAGAUACUUGCCGUGGCGAUGGAGGAUCGCCACUUGUGUGUCCGAUUCCCGGAAACCCUACUCACUACUAUCAAGCUGGUAUUGUUGCUUGGGGUAUCGGCUGCGGUGAAAAGGGAAUUCCUGGAGUGUACGCCAACGUAGCAGGUUUCCGAGACUGGAUUGAUCAACAAUUAUCUCAACGUCACGUCGAAGCAAAACAUUACACGUACGCGUAAAACAUACGGCUUCAUUCGAUAUUUUUCCGACAUUGUUAGUAGUGUAAUAAACAUCAGUGAUCGAAAGUUGAA
Molecule: messenger RNA, 1520 nt
Organism: Armigeres subalbatus
Lineage: Eukaryota; Metazoa; Arthropoda; Insecta; Diptera; Culicidae
Product: phenoloxidase-activating factor 2-like
Exons: 3
Coding region: 177-1448 (423 amino acids)
Biological process (GO): proteolysis
Molecular function (GO): serine-type endopeptidase activity
Source: RefSeq, a predicted model, not a curated record